Messenger RNA from Alosa alosa (allis shad), 2108 nucleotides. Its product is annotated as 5-hydroxytryptamine receptor 3A-like. The record is from RefSeq and is a predicted model, not a curated record. The transcript is spliced from 9 exons. The coding region runs from base 113 to 1405 and encodes 430 amino acids. Gene Ontology annotation, molecular function: transmembrane signaling receptor activity; extracellular ligand-gated monoatomic ion channel activity; neurotransmitter receptor activity. Gene Ontology annotation, biological process: regulation of membrane potential; chemical synaptic transmission; signal transduction. Gene Ontology annotation, cellular component: membrane; neuron projection; synapse. NCBI's taxonomy places the organism in Eukaryota, Metazoa, Chordata, Actinopteri, Clupeiformes, Clupeidae.
CUCACCUGAGCCGUCUGGGGCUCAUACCUGAGGGAGACUCACCUGAGCCGUCUGGGGUUCAUACCUGAGGGAGACUCGCCUGAGUUGUCUGCGGCUCAUACGUCAGGUGAACAUGCAUCUGUGGAUGCUACUGAGUCUUACGGCUGUCAUGGGUGCAGUGUGUUCGGAGUCUCUUAACUGUAGUUACCUGUCUCUGCUGGAGCACCUGGGGGUGGGAUCCAACAACUACAGCCUCUCAGCCACCCGCCCUGUCAGGAACUGGAGGACUCCCACCUACGCCACUGUAGACCUUUACCUCUACGUCAUCAUAGACGUGAAUGAGAAGUCGCAGAGCUUCACCACUGGAGUGAGCCUGUCUGCUUCCUGGACCAAUGAGCUCCUCCGCUGGAACCCUAAGGACUUCUGUGGGAUCCGUCAGAUCAACGUCCCCAAAGAAGACGUGUGGAGACCCUACUUCACCAUCAUGGAGAGCAUUGAGGCGAUGCACAGUGGGGCUGAGAGUGCCCGCGAGGUUGUACUGAGGUCAGCUGGCAGGGUCUCCUUCGGAGACACUUACAAGAUCACCAGCACCUGCAACAUGGAUCUGUACAAGUUCCCCUUCGACACACAGAAAUGCCAACUCACACUUUUGACCUUGCUCAACACAAUUGACCAGCUGCGUCUAGUCAUCGCCUCCAACUCCUCGGAUGUGACGACGAGGUCCCUCACGGUGUUCCAGACGCAGGGCGAGUGGGACCUCAUCAGUAUCCACGUCUCCAAGGACAACCUGACCAUUGGCCCCCAGGAUGUGUUGGACCAGCUAGUGUAUACGAUCACCAUUGCCAGGAGGCCCCAGCUGUACCUCAUUAACUUCCUGGUUCCUGUCUUGCUCUUCCUGGUUUUGGACCUAAUGUCCUUCUUCAUCAGCGGGUCAGGAGGGGAGAAGCUGAGCUUCAAGGUCACCGUGCUGCUGGCCAUCUCUGUCCUGCUGCUCAUCCUCAACGAUAUCCUGCCCUCCACAGACCAGAAAACUCCUGUUAUAGGAAUGUUCUGCACUGGGGUCUUCUCAUUGGUGGGCUGCAGCAUUGUGGAGACCAUCACUGUCAGUUUCCUGAUGCGGAUGGCCUCGAAGUGUGAUGCGAAGGCUUUCACCUGGAGGACCCCAGAGAAGAAUAAAGGGGAAGGGACCAAUCAGCCAGCUGACAGCACAGGAGUGGGUCACCAUUUGAAGAGGAUGGAGGACGAUUCAUCUCUGCUGCGCCUCAUCCUGGCUGAGCUGCAGGUGUUUCGGACACACACGUCCCCAUCACCCAGAGCAUCAUGGGAAGACCUGCCUGUACCUGAAGACAGUAGCCAAGUGGAUAAAUGCUGUUUACUUCAUUUUGUAUCUCUGUGCUGCCUUUGUCUUUCUAGCUUGGAUUGGUAAAGAGUGGUUUCACUAGCUGUACUUACAGUACUUCUGCACUUACAAUACCUAAUUUGAGUGAGUACUUCUGCACUUACAGUGUACUUCUGCACUAAUACCUAAUUUGAGAGUGUACUUCUGCACUUACAAUACCUAAUUUGAGUGAGUACUUCUGCACUAAUACCUAAUUUGAGUGUGUACUUCUGCACUUACAAUACCUCAUUUGAGUGGGUACUUCUGCACUUACAAUACCUCAUUUGAGUGGGUACUUCUGCACUUAGUGUACUUCUGCACUACAAUACCUAAUUUGAGUGCGUACUCCUGCACGAAUACCUAAUUUGAGUGUGUACUUCUGCACUUAGUGUACUUCUGCACUACAAUACCUAAUUUGAGUGCGUACUUCUGCACUAAUACCUAAUUUGAGUGUGUACUUCUGCACUUACAGUGUACUUCUGCACUAAUACCUAAUUUGAGUGUGUACUUCUGCACUUACAGUGUACUUCUGCACUAAUACCUAAUUUGAGUGAGUACUUCUGCACUUACAAUACCUCAUUUGAGUGAGUACUUCUGCACUAAUACCUAAUUUGAGUGUGUGAGGGCGUUCACACUGACAAUUCCAACAACACAAAGUACACUGCUAGUCCCCGGAUGGUGCACUCAUAACGGUCAAAAAGCUGAGUGUGGAACGCUUUUCGCCCUCAACGGACGCCAUCUUGGCUACAUA